This is a messenger RNA of Tetrahymena thermophila SB210, 1446 nucleotides long. RefSeq names its product serine/threonine dehydratase. The record is from RefSeq and is a predicted model, not a curated record. Gene Ontology annotation, molecular function: pyridoxal phosphate binding; threonine deaminase activity. The transcript is spliced from 3 exons. NCBI's taxonomy places the organism in Eukaryota, Ciliophora, Oligohymenophorea, Hymenostomatida, Tetrahymenidae. Gene Ontology annotation, biological process: L-threonine catabolic process.
AUGGAUAAGACUCUAAACGGAUAAACUCUUGAAGAAAGCAACCAUAGCAAUCCUGAAGAAAUCCAUUAGAAAUAGAAUGGAGUUGAAAAAUAGUAAACAGGACCAAAAAUUACUUAAGUUUAGAAUAAGCACACUCAAGGAGAUUAAGAGUACAUUUACAAAAGAGAGAAACCAGAUAGAGAAUUAAAAACUGAUUUAAGUAAACUUUGCCCUAUUAACAAAAUAUAUAAAGCUUACAAGGAUAUACGUAGCACAGUGAGAAGAACUCCUCUCACUUAAUCUCUUUAUCUCAGUGAAAAGUAUGGUGCAAAUGUUUUCCUCAAGAGAGAAGACUUACAAAUCGUAAGAUCUUUUAAAUUGCGCGGAGCAUUAAAUAAAUUUGUUAAUCUCACUACAGAAGAAAAAGCUAAAGGUGUAGUCUGUGCUAGUGCUGGCAAUCAUGCUUAAGGUGUUGCCUAUUGCUGCAAUUACAUGAAAACCAAAGGAACCAUUUUUAUGCCUGUAAAUGCACCAAGUAUCAAAUUAAGAAGUGUUAAAAGCUGGGGAGGACCUUAUAUUGAAGUUAAACUCAUUGGUAACACAUUUGAUGAAUGUUUUAGAGCUGCUAAGAAAUACUGUGAAGAAACAUCAUCUACUUUUGUACAUGCUUACGAUGAUGAUAAAGUUAUUGAAGGAUAAGCUACUAUAGCUGUUGAAAUACUCGAAGACUUUUAGGGCACUAUCGACUAUAUCUUCAUAUGCAUUGGUGGAGGCGGUUUGUGCGCAGGAGUAGGAAGCUACUUUAAGCAUAUGUCUCCUGAUACUGUAAUAGUAGGAUGUGAACCAGAGGGAUGUCCUUCAAUGAAGCUAGCUGUCUAAAAUAAUAAUCCUGAACCUCUUAAAUCUAUUAAUCCUUUUGUAGAUGGUGCUGCAGUAGGUAUUCCAGGUAAGAGAACACACGAAAUUAUUAGUAACUUGAUGCCAGGAGUUUUGCUUAUCCCAGAAGGUGUUGUCUGCUCUGCUUUGCUUGAUAUCUAUAAUGCAGAGUCUAUCGUUGUUGAACCUGCUGGAGCUCUUGCUAUUGCUGGGCUUAACUACUAUAAGGAAGAAUUAAAAGGAAAGAAUGUAGUAUGCAUUAUUAGUGGUUCAAAUAAUGAUUUAACUAGAAUGACUGAUAUUAAGAUUCUAUCUAGAGUAGAAGAGGGUUACUAAUAUUAUAUGCUUGUUGAUUUCUAUUAGAAACCUGGUGCUCUUAAAGAGUUUAUAAUUUAAUGUCUCUCUUCAGAAGAUGAAGUAUUAAAUAUCGAAUACACUAAAAAGUCAAAUCGUGAAAAGGGUCCUGCAAUAGUUGGUAUUGAAUGUCCUAAACCAUCAAACUUUGAAAAAAUUAAACAAAAAAUGUAAGAAAAAAGCAUUUCUUAUAAAAUAUUAAAGCCAGGUGACUAGCUAUUUAACUUAUUACUUUGA